UAUAUUACAUUGUCGGCAACAUCGUCGAGAUAUUAGAAAUGAACCCAGAAGAUGAGGCAGAAGAAGAUGGUGCAAAUGUUGAUCUUGAUUCUCAGCGGAAAGGGAAGUGUGUUGUCUUAAAAACUUCUACACGUCAGACUAUAUUUCUUCCCGUCGUUGGAUUAGUUGAUUCUGACAAGCUUAAACCUGGAGACUUGGUUGGUGUCAACAAUGACAGCUAUCUGAUACUGGACACGCUUCCGUCAGAAUAUGAUUCAAGAGUGAAGGCUAUGGAAGUUGAUGAAAAACCAACAGAAGAUUACAAUGAUAUUGGUGGGCUUGAAAAGCAGAUUCAAGAACUUUUGAGGCAAUGGUUGUUACCAAAUGACACACAAGGACCGGUUCAGAGAUUAGGAAUUCGCCACCUAAAGAAUGCUUUUUAUGGACCUCCUGGAACGGAAAAAACUUUGAGCCCGUCAUACAGCGCAACAAAUGCAAAAUUUGAACAGCUGCCCAACUUGUCAGGUGAGUAUACAUUGAACUUCCGCAAUCCUUACUCCUGUCCUGUUUCUUUGAUCCCUAGUAAGCAUGUUGCACAAACAACGGAUAAGGGGAAUAUCAGAUAUUACACUAAUCGAAGAUGA
This is a messenger RNA of Ananas comosus (pineapple), 623 nucleotides long. Its product is annotated as 26S protease regulatory subunit 6A homolog. Gene Ontology annotation, molecular function: proteasome-activating activity. Gene Ontology annotation, cellular component: proteasome regulatory particle, base subcomplex. The record is from RefSeq and is a predicted model, not a curated record. The transcript has 4 exons. The coding region runs from base 39 to 623 and encodes 194 amino acids. NCBI's taxonomy places the organism in Eukaryota, Viridiplantae, Streptophyta, Magnoliopsida, Poales, Bromeliaceae. Gene Ontology annotation, biological process: proteasome-mediated ubiquitin-dependent protein catabolic process.